UAUAUAAAUAGUGGCGAUACGCAGAUAGUGUAAACACUGAAACAAAAUGGCUCUUCUUCACAGCUCUCGCACUGUCAGUCGGGUUUACAGGGUUUUGCGGACGCAGAAUGCCUGUAUGGCAUCUGCUGCAGUCCAACCCAACCCAAACCCAAAGAUACAACACACUAAGCUGUUUAUCAACAACGAGUUUCGGGACUCUGUGAGCAAGAAGACCUUUCCAACCAUCAAUCCUGCCACGGGUGAAGUCAUCUGCCAGGUAGCAGAGGGCGAUAAGGCUGAUGUUGACCUUGCGGUGAAGGCUGCACGAAAUGCGUUCAAGCUGGGUUCGCCAUGGCGACGUAUGGAUGCAGGGGAGAGGGGCUACCUCAUGAACAAGGUCGCUGACCUCAUCCAGAGGGACAGGAAGUACCUCGCGGAGCUAGAGACCUUGGACAAUGGGAAACCCUUCAAUAUUGCGUACAAUGUUGACCUUGAGCUAACCUUGAGGUGCUACAGGUACUACGCUGGCUGGGCAGACAAGAAUCAUGGAAAAACCAUUCCCAUCUGGGGAGACUAUUUUUGUUACACAAGACAUGAACCAGUCGGAGUUUGUGGGCAGAUUAUCCCAUGGAAUUUCCCCUUGCUGAUGCAAGCAUGGAAGCUGGCACCUGCCCUGUCGCUAGGCAACGUGGUCGUCAUGAAGCUGGCGGAGCAGACGCCCCUGUCCGGCCUCCACAUUGCCUCACUCUUCAAGGAGGCGGGGUAUCCGGAGGGCGUGCUGAACGUUAUCACAGGAUACGGGCCGACUGCUGGUGCAGCCAUUUCCAGGCACAUGGACGUUGAUAAAGUCGGCUUCACUGGCUCCACAGAGAUUGGCCAGCUAGUUGCAGCUGAUGCCGCAGCCUCAAACUUGAAGCGUGUGACCCUUGAGCUGGGAGGAAAGAGUCCCAACAUCAUCUUUGAUGACUGCGACAUUGCAUUGGCAGUAGAGCAGGCCCACUUUGGCCUGUUCUUCAACAUGGGCCAGUGCUGUACGGCCGCAUCACGCUGCUAUGUGCAGGAGAAAAUCUACGAUGAGUUUGUGGAGCGCAGCCGUGAACGGGCUCUCAAGAGGAGUGUGGGUAGCGGGUUUGACCCCAAAGUGGAGCAAGGGCCACAGGUGGAUGAGGACCAAAUGAAGAAGAUCUUGGCUCUGAUAAAGACAGGCAAGGACCAGGGGGCCAAGCUGGUCGCCGGGGGCAACCGUGUGGGCAAGAAGGGCUACUUUGUGGAGCCCACGGUGUUUAGUGAUGUGAAGGAUGACAUGACCAUCGCUAAAGAGGAGAUUUUUGGCCCGGUGAUGCAGAUCAUCAAGUUCAAGACAGCGGAGGAGGUGAUAGAGAGGUCAAACCUCAACAAGUACGGGCUAGCUGCAGGUGUGGUUACCAAUGAUGUCAGCAGGGCCAUCAACGUCGCCAACAGUCUCCGGGCUGGCACCGUCUGGGUGAACUGUUACGAUGUGUUUGACUCUUGUUCACCGUUUGGUGGCUACAAAAUGUCUGGAAACGGCCGUGAACUUGGUGAAUAUGGAAUGGAGGCAUACACAGAAGUCAAGAGUGUGAUCAUCAAAGUCCCCACCAAAAACUCUUAAGGCAGUGUAUAAUACGAAACAGAAAAUAGCAAUACCUGUACAACGCAAGUUUGAGCAACAUUUGUAUGUGAGAACAGUGCAGGUGUUGUAGCUUGAACAGAUGGACUGGACUCCUGUGAACACUGUUUGCUUAAUUGUGCACUUUAAAUACUGUUUUAUUCAUGGUUAUGGAUGUACAUGUAUAUGAAUAUCUGGCACAUUCUGUUUAAUACUUUGAUAUUACUCUUUUGCACAUCACUCAGACUAAAUUAUGAUAUAGAAAAUGAUAUUAUAAUAGACUCACGUUUGUAAAUGGUGCAUAAAUGUUAGUAUCAUGUUUAGUUUUCAUUGUUCUGAGCAGUAAAUACUGAAUGUUAAAUGAAUGUACAUGUAUUGUAGUUUGUAUUAAAUACUGAAUAACAUGUUAGUUAAAUACUGUGUGUGGGGUGGGGUAUGUUAACAUAUAUAUUUUGAGUGACCUGCUACUUUUGAGGUAGACAAUCCCAUGACUUCUUAUUAACUGACCAAUUUGUACAUUGUUUACUGUGAAUUCAUAUUAAAGACAAUUUAAGUUUGCAAUAAAAAAGACUUUGUGAGCAAACAUGUUUGCUCAUUAUUAUUUGAUUGUGUGGAAUAUGUUAUAAAUCUCUUAUAUUUUUUAUAGGAAAUAAUUAGAAAAUAACUGUCAUUAUAUUCCAUGCACUUCUGUUUUUUGUUGUAUGUGUUGCAGUAUUUGGUUUAGGCUCUUUUUCUUAAGUAUAAAAUUUUUGUGAUUAAAAUAUAAUCGCAUUAUGUGUGAUCAUAACAGAUUUGUAAAUAAAAAUACUAAUUCACA
Dreissena polymorpha is the source of this 2423-nucleotide messenger RNA. RefSeq names its product aldehyde dehydrogenase, mitochondrial-like. NCBI's taxonomy places the organism in Eukaryota, Metazoa, Mollusca, Bivalvia, Myida, Dreissenidae. The record is from RefSeq and is a predicted model, not a curated record. Gene Ontology annotation, molecular function: aldehyde dehydrogenase (NAD+) activity. The transcript is spliced from 12 exons. Bases 47 to 1609 code for a protein of 520 amino acids.